Spizellomyces punctatus DAOM BR117 is the source of this 1294-nucleotide messenger RNA. RefSeq lists its product as uncharacterized. The transcript is spliced from 3 exons. The record is from RefSeq and is a predicted model, not a curated record. Gene Ontology annotation, molecular function: lipid binding. NCBI's taxonomy places the organism in Eukaryota, Fungi, Chytridiomycota, Chytridiomycetes, Spizellomycetales, Spizellomycetaceae. Bases 30 to 1139 code for a protein of 369 amino acids.
UUUUGUUUCAUUCACCGGAACUUUUUGAGAUGGCAGAAACGGGAUAUCACGAUAACCUUACAGAGGAGCAGAAGACGGGUUUAGAGUCCUUUUGCACGGCGGUGGCAGAGGAAGUGGGCAAGUUGGGGUUCGAAGAACAAGAUUUAAAGUUAUGGGGUGUACCAGUGUACGGCCUCACGACUGCAGACAAGUUGGAUCUAGCACAGAGCAGGAUAUUGCUAAAGUUUUUGCGCGCAAGAGAGUUCAAAGUGGUUGAAGCGACAGAUAUGUUGGUCAAGACGCUCAAGUGGCGAAAAGAGUUUAACAUGUCCUCACUCUUGACGGAAGAAUUCCCACAAGCUCUCACUGACCUCGGAACUAUUCACGGCCGCGACAAAAAGGGCGCACCCGUUACAUACAACUUUUACGGUACCAUCUCCCAAGACGACGUUGCAAACCACCCAGAACGUUUCCUUCGUUGGAGAAUUCAACUCCACGAACGGGCGAUUGCGCUGCUCGAUUUCUCCUCACCCACCUCUGCCGAGACUGUGACCCAAAUUCAUGAUUAUACCGGUGUGGGCAUGUCCAUUGACAAGCGACUCAAAGCAACCAGCAAGCAAAUCAUCAACAUCUUUCAAGAGCACUACCCAGAAUUUUUAGAAAAAAAGUUCUUUUUGGGCGUUCCUCUUGUCAUGGAAUUCAUGUUUAACGUCUUUGGGGGUCUCGUAUCCAAACGGACACGAAGCAAGUUUGUCAUGGUUGGAAAAACCAAAUCCCGGGCUGCCCUGUUGGAAUGCAUCGAUAUUGACCAAAUCCUAGAACAAUAUGGGGGAUUCGCGCCCGUUAAAGAUACUUUGGAAGUUACACCCAUUACAACUGUGGCCAUUCCUGCCCGCAAAAGCGAAACGAUCCGGAUCUCAGUCACGCCCUCCGCGACCCUUCAGUACGAAUUCACCACCUAUGCACAAGAUAUUGGCUUCUCAUAUGGGUUUGAGAACCCGGGUGAAGAAAAGGAUACUGCUGGGCCGGAAGAGCGUUUGGAGACUGGAAAGGGAACCAUUGAAGCUACUGGAGAGGUCUUUGUGUUGAGGUUUAAUAAUGAAUAUUCAUACGUUACCGCCAAACAGGUUGUGUAUCGGGUAAGGGCGCAAAAGAUUUGAAUUGGGUAUUAUCGUAAAUGGGUUGUUAGUAAAUGAUGGCAUGCGUAAAAAGAACCGGACAGGAUAUUAGUAUUUCCUACUCAUUAGUUAGACAUAUCGUAUAUUCUUCAAUAUCAUCUAAUAAGAAGUUUCCUAAAAAAGCUCUACAUAAGUCA